AUGGCUGACACUGUGUUACAAGCUUCUGAGGUCGAACUUCUGCGCCAGGCUGCCGAUCACGCUCGCCAAGAGGAAGAGGCGCGCCGCGCCUAUGCUGUAGCGCAGGCCCAGGUUGCGACCGCCACCAUCCAUGUGCAGACUGUCGGUGUCCUCAACAUCAAGGUACUUGUUCCUGUCGUCCUUGACAUUGUGUCUUUGAACUACAGCAAGUGGCGCGACCUCUUCCUCACAACGCUCGGCCGAUACGAUCUCUUCGAUUACGUCCUCCCCAACGUUGAGGUUGAUGCUAACGAUGUCCACUGGCAUCGGAUGGACUGCACCGUGCGGUCAAGGCUCUACGGCACCAUCUCCACUGAGCUGCUCAAGGUCGUCAUGACACCCACCUCCACCACCCGUAGCAUCUCGACGGCUCUUGAAGAUCAGUUCAUCGGCAACAAGGAGACGCAUGCUCUCCACCUCGAUGCUCAAUUUUGCACAUUCGUCCAAGGUGAUCUAUUAAUUUUAGAUUAUUGCCGCAAGCUUAAAGGAAUGGCAGAUGCACUAGGUGAUCUUAGCGAGCCGGUUCAAGACCGUAUGCUCAUUAUGUCUGUUCUCUGUGGCCUCAAUGAAAAGUUUGCCUAUAUGGCCGCUCUCCUCAAGCGCCAAAAGCCAUUUCCAUCCUUCAUCGACGUUCGCUCUGACCUACUACUCGAGGAACUCACCAUGGCGUCUAAGCUAGGUUCUUCGUCAACCGUCCUCAUCGCCACCGCUCCUUCUGCCCCAUGCGCCCCCGCCACUAGCAGUAGCGGUGCCAUGCAGGGAUCCGGGGCUGGCCAUGGUGGUCCGACACCCCCUCCUGGCAACAGCAAUCAAGUCUACUCCAACAACAGUGGUGCAUCCAACGGCAUUUCCGCUCCAUGCAUCAAUGGUCACAAUUGA
Messenger RNA from Phragmites australis (common reed), 918 nucleotides. RefSeq lists its product as uncharacterized. The record is from RefSeq and is a predicted model, not a curated record. Bases 1 to 918 code for a protein of 305 amino acids. NCBI's taxonomy places the organism in Eukaryota, Viridiplantae, Streptophyta, Magnoliopsida, Poales, Poaceae. The transcript has a single exon.